AAUAAAAACAUCUGUAUCCGAAAUGGAUACAAAUAGAUACAAUGUUGCAGCCGCUAUAAAUGUCAAAGAAAUAGCGGAGCUCUCUGCAGGGACACUUUUUGCCGGCUGUAGACGGGAUGAAAAAUCGGCCAAUUUUUUUUACCCUUGUGACACUUUUUGCUGGACUGGAAUUCCUCUUAUUUUCAUCCUUCUUCUUCUUCAUUCAUCCUCAUCCUCUCUUCUUCUUCAUCCUUCUCUUCCUCUUCUUCUUCAUCCUCAUCCUCUUCGUCUUCAUCCUCAUCCUCCUCUU
Molecule: messenger RNA, 289 nt
Organism: Staurois parvus
Lineage: Eukaryota; Metazoa; Chordata; Amphibia; Anura; Ranidae
Source: the annotation of a GenBank genome assembly